UGUCACUCUCGGAGAGGCCCGCCCCUUUUCUUCUUGGAGAAGACGGUCGGCCAUUUUAGGUUCAGCAGUCGUCAUUUCACAUCGCUACAGUAGGACGGAGAACGUCAGGACUCAAUAUUUCUCUUACAACUGUAGUGGAGAAUUGCCUACUAUGAACUGAAACUCUUCCUAAAAUCAAAACAAGUAGAUCCUAGUGUGAAGUGACGCAUAAGCCAGUAGAUUUCAGUGUCGAGUUGUAAUUUUUUGCACCUCAAUGUAGCUAGAGGAAAUGGCUGUGGAAAGCAUGACUGUCCAUCCAAACUCCCCAACUACCAACCACGAACACAACAGUCUCCUGACUGACGAAAGGCCGGAGGAUGGAGAGCUGGAGGAGGGUGAGUUGGAAGACGAUGGGGGAGAAAUGGAGGAGGAGGAAAUGGCUGGAGGUGCGUCAGCAGCAGGAGCGGGUGGAGAUGGUGACGAAGGGGGUGGAGGAGGAGGCGAAGCAGGCGGCGAAGGGGCAGCAGAGAGGCCUCGGCGAAGUAGGGAGCGCCACGCUAGCAGCGAUUCGGACGACGAGAGAUCCCACCGACGUAAGAGGAAGCGGAAGAAGGAGCGGGAAAGGGAAAAGAGGAGGUCCAAGAAGAAACGCAAGUCACGACAUAAACGUCACGCGUCCUCAGAUGACGACCACUCAGACUACAGCGAUGAGUCGGACUACAGUCCCAGUGAGAAGAGGAAGUAUAGAGAGUACAGCCCCCAGUAUGCUACUCCUCACGGGAGCUACGGCGGCUCAAAGAAGGGCGGUUACAUGAAGAUGGACAAACAGGGCUACGGAGGCUACGAUGACUAUGAAGAUGACAACUACGAGGGGGAGGAAGAGGAAGACAUGGGUGACGAUGACUACGAUGACUUCACCAAGGAACUCAACCAGUACCGCAAGGCCAAGGAGGGAGGAGGCGGCGGCCGCGGAGGACGAGGGGGCAAAGGUCGUAUGAAGAGCCAGCGAGGCCGUGGAUUAAUGAGAGGAGGGAGGAGGGGAAGAGGAGGAGGCAGAGGAAGAGGAGGGCGAGGUGGAGGAGGAAAGAUGGGGGGAGACGAUGAUGGAGAUGGCUACGGAGAUGACCUAGAGUAUGGAGAUGAUGACUAUGACAUGGGGGACGAUGACUACGAUGACUACUCCAAAGAACUGAAUCAGUACAAGAAGUCCAAAGACCGAGGCAGAGGUGGUAAAGGAGGCCGCGGGCGAGGCAGAGGUAAAGGAGGGCGGGGUAUGAUCCGCGGAGCAAAGGGUCGCAACAGAGGGCGAGGAAGAGGAGACAUGGGGCACGAUGAUGACAACGGAGACAUGGACAACGGGGAUGGUGGCUGUGAUGGUCCAGGACCAGGGAGGAGGAAUCAGAAUGAAAAGCACCAGGAUAAGAAGGGAAAGGCCAUCUGCAAGUACUACAUCGAGGGGAGAUGCACUUGGGGCGAUCACUGCAACUUCAGCCACGACAUUGAGCUGCCGAAGAAGAAGGAGUUGUGCAAGUUCUACAUCACUGGAUUCUGCGCCCGAGCCGACCACUGUCCUUACAUGCAUGGUGAAUUCCCCUGUAAGCUGUUCCACACCACAGGGAAGUGUGUCAAUGGUGACGAGUGCAUGUUUUCCCAUGAGGAACUCAACGAUGACACCCGGGAGCUGCUGAACAAGAUGCUGGCAGAGGACGCAGAGGCUGGAGCUGAGGAUGAGAAGGAGGUGGAGGAACUGAAGAAGCAGGGAAUUAACCCACUCCCUAAACCCCCUCCUGGAGUCGGCCUCCUCCCCACCCCUCCUCGGCCCAUUCCUGUUGAAACCAACACAGGCGGUGGGGAUUUUGGUGGGGCUGCGGCCGGUGACUUUGGGGGUCUUCCUGGACCUAAUCAGGUGCCUAUUGCCAUCAAAGGUCCCCCAGGACCGGGGCCUGUCCCUGGCCCUAAUCCUUGUGCUGGUCCACCUGUCCACGGUCCCGAUGGAAGUCCCUUCCAAGGUGGGCCGCCAAAUCCCACUGGCCCUCCCCCGCCCCACAUGGGUCCCCCACCUCCUGCUGGAGGAGGGGGAGGUGGCAUGGGGAAGAAGAUCCCCUCACUGUUUGAGAUUAAAGUUCAGCCCACAGGACAGCUGGCUCAGAAACUGGCGGUCAGAAGCCAGGCUCCCAGUAGCAAUCAGGGUCAGACCGCAGCACCUGGACCCCAGGGGCCCCCGGGAGCCCCGCCUACCCGAUUCCCUCCGCCUCCAGGUAUGAUGUCCCCUGACGUGCAGAACAUGGGCCCCAACAUUGGAAUGAACCAGGGCCCCCCCAACAUGGGACCUGGUGGACCGCCCAUGAUGGGAGGAUUUCCACCUGGUGAAGGCCCUCCACAUGGAGGUGCUGUACCUCCGGGUCCUCCUCAGGGAGGAGGAAACUUCUACAAUAACUUCUACAAUCAGCAGGAGGGUGUGAAGAUGGAGGGAGUGGUGCAAGAAGGUGACAGUUUCCAGGGUUUUUCCAGCAUGGACGAGAGAGGAGGUGCAGGAAAUUUUGGGAAUCAGUCAGGUGGCCAGGAAGGCUCUGCUAAUGGAGCCGCAGCCAAUCAGGGAGGGAUCUCUGUGCCUGAUUUUCUGCCUCCAGCUCAGCGCGUCCUCUUCAUGAGGAUCCAACAGAAGCAGCAAGAGGAAGAGGAAAGAGCUCGCAGGAUGGCCGAGGGAGGAGCCGAAAAGAGCAGAGACGCUGAAGGUGACUCAGGGAACUGGUACUCCAGUGAGGAUGAGGACGGUGGUGGUAGCGUGACCUCCAUCUUGAAGACACUCCGUCAGCAGACCCAGGCUCCUCAAAAAUCAGACGGACAUCCGAGCGACCCGCGUCUCCAGAAGGCCUCCCCCUCCCACCCUCCCGCUCGCCCAGCAGACCCCCGCUUGGCUCGGGACCCACGCUUGGCUCGUGCUGCUGAGUCGGCUCAAAUCUCUGACCCCAUCCACUCCACGCUAGCUCCAUCUUCCUCUGGACCACCUGCAGACCCCAGGCUAGCUAGGCUAGCUGCUGCUGCCUCAGCAGGAUCCACCUCGCACUCGCCUCCUGCUUCUAAGCCAGAACCUCCUCUGGUCUACAAGCCUCCUCCGCUUACAACCCCAGCAGUGGAAGAGGAGGAGACGGAGCGGGUUCUACGGGACAAGCCCGUGCCGAUUCCUCUGGACCCGCUCAUGGGCAUGGCUCUGAAAGACCCACGUUCCCAGUUGCAGCAGUUCAGUCACAUCAAGAAGGAUAUUGUUCUCCACAUGCCAGCCUUCGCCAAAACCAUCACGUGGUCACCUGAAGAUCUGCUUCCGCUCCCUAUCCCCAAGCAGGACCUCCUUCCUCUCCCCCCAGGCAUCCCUCCUGUGUCCUCCCUUGACUCACGUCUGUCCCGCACUCAGCAACAGCUCCACACGUCACUCCCUCACUCACAGCCUCCUUCCAUACAACCUCCUCCUUCCUUAGACCCCCCUGCUCCCGCCUCCUCGUCUUCCUCCCUCCCAGACUUUGAACUUCUGUCACGCAUCCUGAAGACCGUUAACUCCAGCACAUCCCAGACUUCUUCCCCUCCUCAUUUACCCACCCCUCCUACCACUAUGCCAGCGCUGGCUCAACCUCAGUCCAUGCCUGCAGCUUCUGCAGAAAAGCCUGUUGACCCCCGUGUUGCCCGCAAAGUCCCCUCUGACCCUCGUCUCCAGCCACAGAAGUCAGCACUGAAGCAGCCAUCCGAGCCCGUGCCCCCUCCCUCCACAUCUCCCACACCAACAUCUAGUUCCUCUCCACCUGCCAUCGCUCCCUAUGACCCAAGGUUGCUCUCCUCCGUUGGGGCAGGGCGCAGUGUGGGGGCCGGGGCACCAGGGGGAGCCAGUGUGCUGAGCAGCAUUAGUCUGUAUGACCCUCGGACUAGCAAACCAGGCAGCCCUGGUACCAGCAGUGGCUCUAACAACUCCCCCAACUCAGCUAGCCAGACUGAGUCCAAACCCAGCGACCCCCCAACGAGUAAACCUAAAUCCAAGGAGCCCCUCUUUGUUCGGAAGUCUGCAUUGGACCAACCAGAGCCAGAGAAAAGUGGAGAGCAGGGGACGGAUCGAUACAACAGCUAUAACAGGCCCCGGCCCAAGCCUGCGCCCUCACCUAACUCCACAGCUCAAGGGGGGGCUGCUGCAGCUGGAGUGGCCCCAGCUGGAGGUCAGGGUGCUGCUGGAGACCAGGGGCCUGCAGGGGUCCAUAACCUACCAGUGUCCUCUUUAUUUGGUGUUGUGAAGCAGGCCGCUAAGCCCGGCGGGACAAGCAGCCCCUUUGGGGGAAACAGCCCAGCACAGUCUGAUCAGGCGGCCGCGGAGCAGGACAACGGCUCCCUGAAGGAGGUCUUCAAAGGCUUUGACCCCACAGCCUCCCCCUUCUGCCAGUGACACUGAUCCUGGGGGGGUGGCUGCCGUGGGUUCUGGACGCUGAACAUAUCGGUGAAAAACAGAGAGACACACAUGCACUGCGGAAACUGCCUGUAAGACACAUUUUUGAUAGCUAAUUGGCAGCAGACAUAUUUCAUGCACACACAAACACACUUAACCAGUGUUUCAGAUUCUAUGAAAGACUCUCGGGUAGCGGGAAAGAGUUUAAAAUUAAAUGUCUAUUUUAAACAAACGUAUUGAUGUAUAAAUAGAUGUAUCCUCUUCAUCUCAGUGCUAAUGAAACGAUUAUCCCCACAGCAUCAGGACACAUUUAUAUGAAGUGAGCCUUUAAACUGGUUUAAAUCUUUUUAUUUAAGUUUCUCAUUUCCUUUUGUAAUUCUUCUCAUCUUAAAGCUGAUGUGCUCGUGUACAUAUGCAUAUUUUUGGGUUAGUUACAGUUGGCUGUGCUCUUUGUAACAAAUUAAAAGCUAUUUUUUUCUCUGAUUUUUCCAACGAUAUUUUGCUUUUUUUUGGCGUUUCUUUGAUCAGAAUCAAGAGCUCUGAGGCAACUUCCUGCCUCCAUAUCACUGCCUUUGCUUCCACUGUCCUCCGUCUUCCUGCUACCAGCCUUUGAGUUAUAUCAGACUAACGCAUGUAUUUUGUUUCUCUCCAUGUUACAUUUUUUUUUUUUUUUACAGAAACAACUAAAAAGGUCUGAAUCUUUAUUCUGCCUGAUGGCUUUUACGUCUUUGCACUGUCAGCUUGUAUUUAUACCUUCAGCUGUUCGUGUACAGCUCCAUUUCAGGUGACAGGCUCCAUAACCACUACGCAGAUGUUGCUCCUUCCCCCUCGUUCACACAGAUAUUGCCUUUACUCCGGUCUCGUUGCUGCGAGGAGAAAAAGAACGUUUGGUUUUAUCGGUUUGUGAAAACGGAGAGCGUCUAAGCUCCAGUUUCUGUAGCUUUAAGGUGGAGAAAAAGCAGGAAGUGUGUGUAGCUGCUCAGACUGAUGACGGGCUCCAUCACUUUGCUCUCCACUGGCACAUUCAGGUAGCGGUUAGCUAUCCAUGGGAUCAUGUUCUUUUACCUCUGCUGCCAAAACAGGUUUGGUCGGAGUUAUUUCCAUUUAUUUGCUCCUGAUUAGAGUCGAAUUAAGUCGUCCUGUUGGUUUCUUUUAUAACCCGUUUUGCUGCCUUGGGGUAUCAAUUUGAGAAGCUUGGCUGAUGGCACCAUGACAAUCAUAAACUACGUUUGGACCUAAAAUUAAAUUAAUGUGUAAGUCUUGCAUUUAUCUGUACUUCCUGUGCUUUUAAUCUGAACCAUGCCAUCCAAAAACAAAAGCAUUUAACACAAACUGAAACUGUUUGCAGUGCACGCCUAACGGUUUGGACUCGCCGUUUGGGUGAGAGUCUGAGUCCUUUAAACGGCGAGUCCAGCGUGUGAAUCGGGCCGAGGGAAAGCAGUUGUUCCUGUUUGUUACGCGAAGGCAGCGGUUUAGUUGCCGGCCUCGUUGGUGAACCUGUAGCCGCGCGGUCAGUGUGGAGGUUUCACGCGGUUUUGUCCUCCUGAAGGUGAAGAUUGUACAACAGCUCUCAGGAUCGCCGUCGUCCGUCUCGUGUUUAAAUGGUGAUUGGUUUUAAUUUAUUUUUUAUACCUGGAUAAAUAAACGUCUUCAUUUUGUAUGUCAGAGAUUACCACCCGCCUCAGUGGGACGCAGGCACUCUGCCGCAGUCAGAGGAGAUCAGAGAUGUUUAUAUCGGCAUUUGGUUUCUGAUGAUGAUGAUUCGCUGUGAUCUCCCUGUCAGGAGGCUGAGUGCCAGCUACAGCAGGUGUGAAAGUCCUUUGUUUUUUCCCUUCAUGGCUCUGUUGUUGUUUUUGUAUAUUUUAUUGUUGUUUGUUUUUCCCUCACUUUGUAAAUUUGAUCUGUAUCCAGUUCCUGUCUUGGAGGAGUGGAGUUUUCUAACUGUACACUGUAGGUGAGGUUGUAAGUAUUUAAAUAAAAUUAAUACAUGAUCAAUCA
Messenger RNA from Archocentrus centrarchus (flier cichlid), 6400 nucleotides. It is a transcript of the gene zc3h4, whose product is annotated as zinc finger CCCH-type containing 4. Gene Ontology annotation, cellular component: nucleus. The record is from RefSeq and is a predicted model, not a curated record. The coding region runs from base 269 to 4402 and encodes 1377 amino acids. The transcript has 14 exons. Gene Ontology annotation, molecular function: RNA binding; metal ion binding. Gene Ontology annotation, biological process: negative regulation of DNA-templated transcription. Lineage: Eukaryota; Metazoa; Chordata; Actinopteri; Cichliformes; Cichlidae.